Brassica rapa (field mustard) is the source of this 2057-nucleotide messenger RNA. Its product is annotated as ABC transporter G family member 23. Gene Ontology annotation, biological process: transmembrane transport. Lineage: Eukaryota; Viridiplantae; Streptophyta; Magnoliopsida; Brassicales; Brassicaceae. Gene Ontology annotation, molecular function: ATP binding; ATP hydrolysis activity; ABC-type transporter activity. Gene Ontology annotation, cellular component: membrane. The record is from RefSeq and is a predicted model, not a curated record.
CUGAGAAAAAAAAAGACUCAUAAAAAGCAUUUUAGUAAACAUUCUGAGAUGAAGAUAUGAACAACACACACACCAUGGCUUCUUGCUUCCACCCUCCUCCUUCUAUGAGCACAAACCGCCACGAAGAAGACUCAAUCAUACUCUUCUCAUCCUCAAACUCCCCCGACGAAUACUCCUCAGCUUCCUCUUCCUUCUCCUCUUCACCGCUCCCAACACCUAACCGCUACUCCCUAACCGUCGCUAACCUCUCUUACACCAUCCACCACGUCACCAUCCUCAAAUCCGUAACCUUCACAACCGAACCCUCAAAACUCCUCGCCGUGGUGGGCCCCAGCGGAACAGGCAAAUCCACACUCUUAAAAAUCAUUUCCGGUAGAGUGAGCCACAAGGCACUAGAUCCCGCCUCCACCAUUUUAAUAAACAACGGUAGAAUCAGCAACAACAAUCAGUUACGGAGACUGUGCGGAUUCGUCCCUCAAGACGACGAUCUCCUCCCUCUGCUCACAGUCAAAGAGACGUUAAUGUACAGCGCCAAGUUCAGCUUACGAGACUCCACGGCGAAGGAGAAGGAAGAGAGAGUGGAGAGCUUGUUGAGAGACCUAGGCCUCGUUCUAGUUCAAGACAGCUUCGUUGGAGAAGGAGACGAAGAGGAUCGCGGAGUCUCGGGAGGAGAGAGGAAGAGAGUCUCGAUAGCCGUUGAGAUGAUCCGCGACCCGCCGAUUCUUCUCCUCGACGAACCGACUUCCGGUUUAGAUAGCCGGAACUCGCUUCAGGUCGUUGAGCUUUUAGCGAAUAUGGCGAAGACGAAGCAGAGAACCGUCGUCUUCUCGAUUCACCAGCCUAGCUAUAGGAUCCUCGAUUACAUCUCCGAUUACUUGAUCCUCUCGCGCGGAUCGGUGAUCCACUUCGGGAAUCUCGAGCAUCUCGAGGACUCCAUCGCCAAGCUAGGGUUUCAGAUUCCCGAACAGCUGAAUCCGAUCGAAUUCGCGAUGGAGAUCGUCGAUUCGUUACGCGAUUCGAACCAAACAGACUCCUCUCGAUCUUUGCUAUCAUCAUCGUCAUCGAUCGAGAACGAGAACGAGAACGAUAAUACGAUAGCUAAGAAGCAAGAGUUUCGCAGUCUCUUCGACGUAGCGGAGAUCUCAUUCCUCUGCUCGAGGUUCUGCAAAAUCAUCUACAGGACGAAGCAGCUCUUCCUAGCGAGAACGAUGCAAGCGGUUGUUGCGGGGUUAGGCCUCGGAAGCGUUUACACGAGACUCAAACGCGACGAAGAAGGCGUGGCGGAGAGGCUCGGACUCUUCGCCUUCAGCUUAAGCUUCCUCUUGUCCUCAACGGUCGAAGCGCUUCCUAUUUACCUCCGAGAACGCCGCGUUUUGAUGAAAGAAGCGUCUCGUGGAUCGUACAGAAUCUCGUCUUACAUGAUCGCGAACACUAUCGCGUUUGUGCCGUUUUUAUUCGUUGUAUCGCUUCUAUUCUCCAUACCGGUUUACUGGAUCGUGGGUUUAAACCCGUCGGUUCAUGCGUUCUCUUUCUUUGUGCUAUGUGUCUGGCUUAUAAUCCUCAUGGCUAGUUCUUUAGUGCUCUUCCUCAGCGCGGUUGCUCCUGACUUCAUCUCUGGAAACUCGCUUAUAUGCACUGUUCUUGGAGCGUUCUUUCUCUUCUCAGGUUACUUCAUCCCUAAGGAAAAGAUACCGAAGCCGUGGAUGUUCAUGUAUUAUGUUUCUCUGUACCGUUACCCUCUGGAGUCGAUGCUUGUGAACGAGUACUGGAGCUUGCGGAAAGAGUGCUUCUCGGGAGGGGACAUGGGGUGUUUGAUGACGGGAGAAGAUGUGUUGAGGAAGAGAGGGCUUGACAAGGACACAAGGUGGAUCAAUGUCGGGAUAAUGCUUGCCUUCUUCGUGUUCUAUCGUUUUCUUUGCUGGGGGAUCUUACUCCGAAAGUCUUAUUCCAAGUCGACUCUUUAGAAUUAUUUUUAAUUCUAUACGAAAGCUGCAUUAUACCAAUUGUUUUAGUGGACCAUUAAUACCUACUUCAAACGAUUUUCAGAAACGCGAUCA